UGGAUAUGUUAGUAGAUAAAAAUUCUCAUUUUUUUCUAAAUGAUUUUCUUCCAAUUAAAUAUGAUUUAGUUCGGAUGUCUUCGACUUUUAUCGACAUAUUUCGUUAAAUAGAUUUAAAACAUGGGGCGUCGGCUGAUAAUUAUAAUAAAUGAUUAUUAUUAAAACAAUCUCAAUAAAAGAAACAAAAUAUAUGAAGAAAAAUUAGAAAAAAAAUUAUAUAAAAUUAUAGAUAAAGAAAACGUAUUAAUUUUCAAAUGAAUUACGGAAAGAAAUCUCCUAGCAUGGGUACGCCAUCCUUAUACUCCCAUGUUACUACACGUAGCAGCGCAAAUUUAAAAUCUUCGCGAUCAAUGCGAAGUGUUAAAACAUGUUGGUAUCAAAAGCCAAUUUUAACAAAUGCUUAUUUACUAGAUAUUCAAAGAGGUGCUAUGCUUACAGCAUUAUUUUCAUUGUCAUUAGCUAUCUUUACUAUUUGUACAUCAAUAUUUGAUCUUUAUUGUCUCUCUCAAGCUACACCAGGUUCAACACAUUAUGGUUAUUAUAUAAUAUCCUAUGAAUUUGUUUACGUGGGUAAUCGACAUGUACGUAAUACUCUAGUUGUAUUUGCUUUGUUCUCUACACUUAGCGGAAUUGCAGUACUUGCAACAUCCUUAAUGUUAAUAGCUGCUUUACGAAAAGAAUAUGAAAGAAAAAUGGUACCAUGGCUUUAUAGUUUUGCAGCUUUUACUGUUUUUAGAUUGUUUGCUUUUAUAUUUUAUAGUGUAGUAAAUGAUAUGAUAUUUGCUUAUAAUAUUACAAUGUGUAUUUUAUGGAUAAUAUUCAUUUGCUUUUCUAUUUACGGAUGGUUAAUUGUUUAUUCUUUAUAUGUGGAAUUAUGUGAUCUCACAAGAUUAGAAGAUUUGGCUCAUUUGAGAAUCGGUACUAUGCAAUCAUUAAAUGCAUCUACUACACAUUCUAUCGCAGGUUCUCGUCCAACAACACCACAUAGUGCAGUAUCGAUACUGCCUGCAAAUUAACAAAAACAAUUAAAUAAUCUUUAAAUUUUAUCAAAUUUCAUUAUCAUUUCUGUUGUUUGUCGUUUUCAUUCUCAUUCUUUUCAAACUUAUCAUGUUAUUAAUAUAAAUA
Molecule: messenger RNA, 1125 nt
Organism: Apis dorsata (giant honeybee)
Lineage: Eukaryota; Metazoa; Arthropoda; Insecta; Hymenoptera; Apidae
Gene: pasi2
Exons: 5
Coding region: 255-1016 (253 amino acids)
Source: RefSeq, a predicted model, not a curated record